Molecule: messenger RNA, 1542 nt
Organism: Saccharomyces mikatae IFO 1815
Lineage: Eukaryota; Fungi; Ascomycota; Saccharomycetes; Saccharomycetales; Saccharomycetaceae
Exons: 1
Coding region: 1-1542 (513 amino acids)
Cellular component (GO): cytoplasm; ubiquitin ligase complex
Molecular function (GO): protein binding
Source: RefSeq, a predicted model, not a curated record
AUGACGAAUGAAUCAAUGGACAAAAAUUUUGAAGAACUGUGUUAUUCAUGCCGCACUGGUGAUAUGGAUAAUGUUGAUCGAUUGAUAUCUACGGGAGUGAAUGUGAACAAUGUGGACAAAUUUGACAACUCUCCACUUUUUCUAGCCAGUCUUUGCGGUCAUGAAAGAGUCGUGAAGCUCUUGCUACAGAGGGGAGCCGUUUGUGAUAGAGACAGGUAUGAAGGCGCUCGUUGUAUAUAUGGUGCAUUGACAGACGCUAUAAGAGAUACUCUUCUCAGUUAUGAUAUAUCCAAGGCUGUUGACGUUAAACAACCGUUUGCUACUCAUAUCUCAUCUUUAUAUAAUGACGAAGGCAUUCUAAAGAGAGAUGUUUCAUUUAAAGUUUCCAAUGGACGGGUAUUCACAGCCCAUAGGUUCCUAUUAUGCGCAAGGAGUAAUAUUUUAGCAGGAAAGAUGACAAAUGAGUGGUUAAAGCGUGAAGUUAUUUCCAUUGAAGUCCGCUCAGAUAUAUUUGAAAUUUUUCUGAAGUUUCUUUACCUAAUUCCGAUUCUACAUCAAAUUGAGCCAGGACAAUACGAGGAACUUAUAAACUUAUCCAGUAAAUUCAAAAUUGAAUUAUUGUCAGAAUUUCUAGACAAAGCAAGACAUAUUUCCGAUCCUACAGAAAAGUCUAGGUUGAUGUCAGAUUACCAGUAUAAGUUCACUGAGGUUGCCAGAAAGCAACUUUUGGUAUUUGUGAACAAUUGCAUUUUUGGUUCGGCUAUUGAUCUUGUCGAUAGUGCGCAACAGGUUACCUCCCCGAUGAACUGUCCAGCUUAUCCAGAUAUCCAACUCGCAGUAAAAAACCGGAACGGAGAUACACGAUUAUACCCCUGUCACUUGGCCAUUCUAAAUCGUGCAGAAUAUUUUAGGGUAAUGUUUACCAAUAACUUUAAAGAAAAGGUUACAUAUGUAAAAGCCAAGUAUCUUCCAGGGGAGUGUAACUGUGUCAUUCCACAACUGACCCUCCCCAAUUGUGAGUUUGAGGUUGCCGAAAUUAUUCUCCGCUAUUUAUAUGCUGACAACACAGACAUUCCUUGGAUGUAUGCCGUCGAUGUUUUGUUGCUUGCAGAUAUACUUCUCGAAGAUCGCCUGAAAACAAUCUCUUCAACAAUUAUCACGCAAUCGAAAGAGUUCAUUGAGCAAUACAAUGUUUUUGACGUACUCUAUCUAUCAUGGGAGAUAGGAGUUGAGCGCCUAGAACAAUUUGCAGCUAAAUUUAUAGCUAUACAUUUGCAAGAGUUAUAUAAUGAUCCAGAGAUAAAACGGGCCAUUGUGUUGAGUUCAGAGCGAAUUUCCUUCCGUCAGGAAACUGAUACUAUUGAAUUAGUUGAUGAUAUUAGGUACUAUUUACUACGAAAAUACUCUUUUGAACCGGAUGAUGUGGAGUUAUUUGAGAACCAAGACGACUUGGAAUACUUGAAACAAGUAGGGUAUCUUGAAUACAGAAAAGAUAUGGAAAUGGUGGAUCAUAUAUUAGCCGAGCUAGAACUUGAUGUAUAA